Molecule: messenger RNA, 6399 nt
Organism: Clarias gariepinus (North African catfish)
Lineage: Eukaryota; Metazoa; Chordata; Actinopteri; Siluriformes; Clariidae
Gene: slc22a17
Product: solute carrier family 22 member 17
Exons: 10
Coding region: 532-2262 (576 amino acids)
Biological process (GO): transmembrane transport
Cellular component (GO): membrane
Molecular function (GO): transmembrane transporter activity
Source: RefSeq, a predicted model, not a curated record
GCUUUUUCCGGACGUUGUUCCGUUGCAGUUUUUUUUCCGCCCUCUUUUUGUCCCAGAGAAACCCGUUCGUGCGGUUUGUGCAGAGUGUCUUUAAGACGCGCGUGUCGGAAAUGAGCCUGUCUUUAAUGCGCGUGUGUUUUAUGUCGGCGGAGAGCAGCUGGAGCAGGAGGACAGCACAGCAACAGCCUUUGUUCGGACACAGGGUGACUUGUGCCAUUCCCGGGCCACGCCAUUGAAUUUCCUGUGCUUGGUGGACAUUAAUGGGCAGGCAUGACGCUUUGGACAGUGGACAUACGGACACGCUAAGUGGCAUGGCUAUGCGUGUGUGAGACAGGAUUUUUUUUUUAAAUAAGAGAGAGAGAGAGAGAGAGAGAAAAACAAUCACCUGCGCCUGGUUGCUUUCUCACUGACCAAGUGACAUCUAGGAGACUUAGUCUUAUAGUAUCAUCAUCAUCAUCACAGGACACGCAGUACUCGCCAGGCUCCAUACCGCACAGCAGACGGCUUUUCACUGACCUCUCACCUUAAGCAAUGACGUCCCCACCCUCUCCCCUGGCUUCCCCUUGCCCCUGCCCUCCUCCCCCUCCCUCUCUGCCUUCAUCCCCUGCCCCGUCCUCUCCUGCACCCUCUACUGUCCCGGUGCACCCCUCGCUGCCCCCUACAGGUGAAGUAAUGGUGAUGGCCCUGGGACGAAAGAAACAGAGACUCUUCAUUGUGCUUUCCAUCCUGCCCAACCUCUUCUUGGCCUUUCUGCUGUCUUCUGACCCACUGUUGACCCUGGCAUCACCCCAUCACUGUCACCUGCCAGUGUCCAACCCCACGGAUGAGUUUCUAAAUGCCUCACUGCCCUGGGAGAAGGGUACUAGGGAAGGUGACAGUGGGGGGCUCUCCCAGUGCACCCAGUACCAGUUUGUUAAUGGCACUCGCUCGGGGGUAGUGGACUGUGAAGAUGGCUGGGACUUUAAUGUCACAGAAGGCCUGAGGAAUAACAUUGUCACUGAGUGGAAUCUGGUGUGCUCUCAGUAUUGGCUGGUCCCAGUGGAGGAAGUGUGCUUCAUACUGGGUGUCCUUAUAGGCUGCCUAGGCCUUGGAUAUGCUGCUGACCGAUUGGGCCGGCUAAAGACCCUGCUCAUCUCUCUCUCUUUGUCUGUGGUUUUCGGCAUACUGGUGUGUGUGUCUCCCUCACCCCCCAUGUUCAUCGCCAUGCGGUUCUGCUUGGCUGCAGCCACUGCUGGUGUUUAUCUAGUGCUAUAUAUCGCACGUUUGGAACUGUGUGACCCUUCACUGCGUCUUUUGGUGACCAUGAUCGCGGGCCUGACGACGGUUGCUGGGGAGCUGUUAUUGCUAGCACUAGCUGUUGGAUGCCCAACAUGGAGAGGGUUGAUGGGAACAGGAGCAGCACCUCUUUCUCUCUUCCUCUGCUACGGUAUUCCAGGUGUCUUUCCAGAGUCUCCACGCUGGCUAUUGCUUUCAGAGAGAGCAGGUGACAUGAGCUCGUUUAGUGAACACAGUGAGCGUCAAAGAGAAGACGACGGCUUCACAGAGCUGGAGUCAGAGUCCCUGCAGACUGGUCGCCCCUACUUGUCCUUCCCUGAGCUACUCCAGAGUCGAAACAUCUGGAAAAACAUAUGUGUGCUGGGCUUUACCUCGUUCAUCUCUCAUGGCAUUAGUCACUGCUACAGUUCCUUCAGGGGUGAUGUCCGAGGCACCGCUUCCAGUUUCUAUUGGACCUACCUGCUGUCUGUCUGUGCAGGAGGUGGAGCUUGGCUGUUGCUCUGGGCAACAGUGGACCGGUGCGGUCGUCGUGGGAUCCUCUUGCUGUGCAUGACGAUGACAGGGCUCGCCUCUCUUAUUCUCCUGGGCUUGAUGGAGUAUCUAAGCGAGUCUGCCAUUACCGUGUUUUCUGUGAUGGGCCUGUUCUCAUCACAGGCUGCCGCCUCUCUGUGUGUCCUCUUUACUGCUGAAAUCAUGCCCACCAUCAUUAGGGGAAGCGGUGUGGGCACUAUCCUGGCUCUUGGCUGCGUGGGUCGCCUUAGCUCUCCUCUGAUGGAUUUGCGCAACCACUACGGCUACUUCCUGCACCACGUCGUCUACUCGUCUCUCGCCCUGCUUGCUGUUCUGUCCAUUCUGCUGCUUCCGGAGAGCAAACGCAAGCCCCUGCCACAGACGCUGGCUGAUGGUGAGCAGUACAGACGCCCACCGCUAGGCCGGAAGAGGAGGGACAACGUUCCAUUGCUCGCCACUCCAAAUCCAGAGACCUAGCCUUCUUUGUGGACACACACAUACUGUACACCUGUUCACCUCAGCCCUUCCCUCAACUCUCAUCAUGUCUGUGUGGCAGAGGAUGAGAGAGGGCACACGGGACAAACCUUCUUAACCUCCCAUCCUGUAAUCAUUCCUAACGCGUAAAUGGAGCUGCAGCAUGCUGAGUCCGUCCAGGCUCCUGCUGGAGUGCGAAGGGUGAGAAACUCAAUGGUAUGGAGAGCCUCUGUACACUCUAGUAUCCCAGGGAGCUGCUCCAGUCACUGCAGUGAGGGCCAGUUUCAUAAACGAUGCAACAGGUGAUAACUCUAGAAAAGUAACACACCAGACAGAUGACAUCACAGACACAAUACAAGUGUGUAUGGCCCAUAUAGCACUUAGUGACAAAGCAUCUAAUUAUAUCAACCCCACUUCACAAAGGCAAGGGCUCAAAAUACUACAGGCGUUCUGUAAAUACCCUAAAAUACUCUGUUUGAACUGAAAUAGGAUUUAAAAGGUAGGGAGGAAAUAGAAGUAUGCUCCUGCUGGCCUAUCAGCACAAUAGAAAAACUUCAUUGCAAGUUCUUCUGUUAUUUAUCAAAAGGUAGUUUAUAAUAACAUUAUGGUACUGAUCAUUCUGAUUUGUGUAUGCUGGACUGUGGCAUGAUGACAGAGAAGGAUUUUAUUUGAUUUGAUUUUAUGCCACACAGAUACCGCUCCUGUAGUACGCCUACAGACACUUGAAGGAAACAGGACUGAAUCUUGCACUCAGUUUUAGUGUGCAGGGAAGAAAAGAACAAGCGCUAUAAUUUCUGUUUGGUCAUGCUCUGAGCACAAAUGUGAAAGAGUGGCCAAAAAAAAUUGAAGGAAUGAAUAAUGCAGCUUUGUCUUAGCAUCACUGCUCUGUCAGUUUGUUAGUUUGUUUUAAAAAUUGCACUUAAUUCUCUAUUGGUAGUAAUAAUAAGAGAAUUAAUUAUUAGUAUAAUAAUUGCUAAAAAAUACUUGACAGUAGUAACAAUGACUGACUGCUUAUGAUUAUUUACGUGAAGUAAUUCACAUGCUGUAAUUAUGUUAAUAAAUCUUGAACCUAAGUUUAUUGAAAAUAAAAGAAAAAAAAAGAAAAUUUGGCUCUGUCUUUGUAUGAAUGUAAUAAAAUCCGACCAUGUGAUGGACGGGUGAGUAUUGUUGUUAUUAACACCCCACGACCUCACGACCCUGACCAGGAUAAAGCGAUUACUGAGUAAGAAUGAAUGAUAAAUAUAUAAUAUACAACUAUUUCUCUUUGAAACAUCACACCAGUGUUUACUGACAUCCUUUUGAACAAAGAUUUGCACAUGUUAUUGUUUUAAGACAUUGUUUUAAUCUGAAACAGCUGAAGUAGACCUGGGCUCCCUUAUGCACUGUGGGAUUAGGGAGUAAGAUUAUUUAAAACCUUUGGCAAAUAGCUGGACGCUCCUUUUGCUAUGGGGAGGGGUUUGGGAUCUAUUUUGAAAUGCCAUAAAGCAUCAGACAAUGUUUUAUUUAUUCACUCUAUAAUAAGUCUAUUAUGUGUGUAUAAAAAAUGCAAGCCAUAAAAGGCAUUUCAAAGGAAUCAUUUUUACCAAUGCAAUGAUUUUCAUUAGUUCUAUUCAUUUUGGUCAAUGUUAAUAUUUUGUUACAAUAUAAAAACCUGCCUAAAUGCUUUAGGCUUUAUAAACAAUGGUAUUGUGCUAUUUUGGUAAGGAUAGUGAUUCAUCCUGUUAAAAUCUCAGGCAGCAGCACUCCCUCUCAUGUGGUGUGGUCAGUCAGCCAGUCGGCUCCGUUAUGACUAAGUUUGUCUUACUAUUUUUGACUAGUUCACCUAUAACACACAUACAUGCAGCUUCGCAUCUUAAAAUCAGAACAUUUUUAUUUACUAAAUAUAAUGAGUUUAACUUGCCAUACAUUCAGUAACAAACCAUACAAGCAUAUAUUGUAACAUGGUCAACCAGUUAGGAAAUGGGUUUAAUGAUUUGGGAUGAGCAAUGUAGAGGGAAUCAAGAGAUUUCUUGGAAUUCCUGUGGAACUUUGCAGUAAAGAUCAGCAACAUGUCAAAGAAACAUUUGCAACACGAGAUUUAUAAAGACAGAGAAGAGAGCCUUAUAUCUGUUCUCAUAUCUCUGACUGACUGAAAAAGAGUACAGAACAAAGCAUUUUGGUCUGCUGUAGACAGGCAGCCAGAGCCAGUAUCUCAGAGAGUGUGAAAAACGCCUUCAACAAAAGGGAGAACUGUAGCAAUCGACAGCUGUGAGACUAUACUAGUCAGAUAACAUUCUGGCUUUUAAGAAGCCUGCUUUAGAAAAAUAUGACUAGGCUAAGAUCUGAAGCCGGAAACAUACUGAAAUAAGCUUUUCGGAUAAAACAACGGCCAGAAAAAAUACACAUCCUAUUCACGAUGGAAAAGCUAAUUCACUGAAAUUUUUUUUUAUUAAUAUCAUCUAUACCGCUUUCUUUAGAAGUGGCAAUCGAACCUGCAUCCUGGAGGUGCUGACCACUGUGCCGCCCUUAAGAGUUUUGUGAAAAUGAAUUAAUUUCUUCUACUUUCUAAUGAUUUUUAUUUCUGUGUAGAAAGAGUUAAUGAAUGCAAGUUGCAAUUUUAGAAAUCGUCCUUUUUUGUUAAUAAAUAAGCCUAGAAGUACAAAAGUCUUUUUUUUUUUUACCUUAGAUUAAGUGCAGGAUCAUGUCUGGUUUGACUAUUUCUUAAGUGAAAAGUUUCUUUGCAUUAGUUACAAGCAAAGCACACGAUUGCAACUCCAUAUACACUCCUUCAUACUUGUUAAUCCAUUAGGUCAGCUGUGUAAUCGACUUGAAUGCUCAUUCUGUCCAGUCAAUUCCUAGUUCACUUGGGACAGCUCAUUAACGUUAUCUCAUAUUUCUUUGACAGGCAAAGGAUGUAUAGAACAGUUCUCUGUAGCUAAAGAGGGUAUUAAGGAGAACAGUUUUAAUAGUCAUCAUUGACACUUAGAGAAUUAAGUGGACUGACCUCUGCCUUGUUGUUGUUAUCACUUAGUAAAGCAUGUAAGGGUUUCCAUUUCUCUCACUUGGUAAGGCAUGUCUGCUUACUUCACACUUCACCCUAUUAGAUAUUUCAUUCUAAAAAUAAACCUUUCCUCAUACUUCUGUGCAGUGAUUUGCUGGCUAAUAUUAUUCGUUUAAAUGAACCAACUGUGUACUAAUGCACAUAGAAAGGAAAUAAUUUCAUCAGUACAUCUGUUGAUUAGAAUAAUAUUUGUACCAGCAAAGUGCAAAACAUUUGCUCUUCACAUUUCCAAGUGUCAUCACUCACCAAAAUAGAAAUAGGCAAUUGUUUAGUCAAUUGACUUUGAAAAUAAUUUCCCCCACUGGCACGACCAAAUACCCGGUACCCAAAAAGGGCAUCCAAAUCUAUGUCCUUACCAUGGCAACUUUGGAACGAGAAUUGGCACUAUUAGACUUUGCAUACUGUUUUAUUGAUUAUCAGCCAUGUCCUCUGACACAGCACACACAGCAGAUCACAGUAACAUCAGCCUUUACCAUUAUAGCACUUAACAGUCACCCCCAACCCAGAGUGACGUACAGAAGUGCAUUAUAGUCUCCAUUUGUCUAAGCAUACUGUAUUAUCAGGAUAAAUGGAUAUUUAAGAGGAGUCACCAUGGCAUAAAUCAGUUACCAUGCCCAAAAAAAAAACAAUCCAGAAGGGAUUUUUUUUACAUUAGUGCUUGAAUAAAUAUAUUACAGAAAAAAUAAAUAUUGCUAAGAAAUACUGUAUAAUGAAGAAUAAAGAAAUGACAUUUGUAACAUUUGCCUUGUUUUACAUGCUUUUGCUGGCUCUGACCACAGCUGCACUAAUAUGGGUGUGCCAUUGUGUGCAGAGGAACCUGUGCUACUCAAUCAAACACUGUCACCCACCAGGAAUGUUACUGGGGUUAUGUGUAUACUCAAGGACAAAACAGUGGAGUUAACCAAGCGCCGAUAAGAUGAGGAAUAAUGUCAACAGCUGUUGAUGGACCUCGGGUCCCGCUAAGUGUUGUUAACUAUGACAGAUCUCUAAAGCCAUUUCAGACACGCGGCAAUGUUUUUCUUUCCAGUUUAAGGCGUAUUAUUUGAGCAGGGGAUGAGUCACCGUUUAAAUACAUGACGGUAGUCAAGUGAAAGAAAUAG